UAGCCCCCUCGUCCCCAAGAAGACCCCACCGGGAUCCCGGAGACUCAGAGGUGCCUGCUGUCUGGGAGCUGGCAGUGCACAGAUGCACCAGGGAGUGAGCCAUAGCUGGAGGUUGCUCUUUUGCCAAUGACUCUCCCAAUUCCUCCAGCAUCUUAGAAGAUAAGAUGUGUGAAGGGAACAAGACCACCAUGGCCAACAACCAACUGAUGCCCCUGGUGGUAGUCCUGAGCACCAUCUCCUUGGUCACAGUGGGGCUCAACCUGCUGGUCCUGUGUGCUGUGCGGAGCGAGCGGAAGCUACACACUGUGGGGAACCUGUACAUCAUUAGCCUCUCAGUGGCAGACCUGAUUGUGGGAGCUGUUGUCAUGCCAAUGAACAUCAUCUACCUCUUCAUGUCCAAGUGGUCUCUGGGCAGGCCUCUCUGCCUCUUUUGGCUUUCCAUGGACUACGUGGCCAGCACAGCCUCCAUUUUCAGUGUCUUCAUCUUGUGCAUUGAUCGCUACCGCUCUGUCCAGCAGCCCCUCAAAUACCUGAGGUAUCGCACCAAGACCCGAGCAUUGGCCACCAUCUUGGGAGCCUGGUUUCUCUCCUUCCUCUGGAUUAUUCCCAUUCUGGGCUGGCCUCACUUUAUGCCGUACAACUCAGGGCACCGAGAAGACAAAUGUGAGACAGACUUCUACGAUGUCACCUGGUUCAAGAUCAUGACUGCUAUCAUCAACUUCUACCUGCCUACCUUGCUCAUGCUCUGGUUCUAUGCCAACAUCUACAAGGCUGUACGGCAGCACUGUCAGCACCGGGAGCUCAUGAAUGGGUCCCUCCCUUCCUUCUCUGAAAUUAAGCUGAAGCCAGAGAACCCCAAGAUAGGGGCCAUGAAACCAGGGAAGACGUCUCUCUGGGAGGCUCUGAAAAGGAAACAGAAAGUUGCUAGUGGUGGACCUGUCUCGAAGUCACCAUCCCAAGAUCCAAAUGAGAUGAAAUCCUCAGGUGUCUACAGCCAAGAGGAGGAUGAAGAAGUGGACAAACUUCACUGCUUCCCGCUUAAUAUUGUGCAAACACAGACUGAGGCAGAGGGGAGUGGCAAGGACUACAUAGCCAUCAACCAGAGCCAGAGCCAGCUUGAGAUAGAUGAGCAGAGCCUGACCGUACACGGGGCCAGUGAGAUGUCAGAGGAUCAGACCCUAGGUGAUAGCCAGUCCUUCUGUCCAGCAGACUCAGACAUCCCCACAGAGUCAGCGUCAGGGAAAGGCAAACCGAGAAGUGAGUCUAGCACAGGCCUUGAUUAUAUCAAGUUCACUUGGAAGAGGCUCCGCUCUCAUUCAAGGCAGUAUAUGUCUGGGUUGCAACUGACCCGAGAACGGAAGGCUGCCAAACAAUUGGGUUUUAUCAUGGCGGCCUUCAUUCUUUGCUGGAGUCCUUACUUCAUCUUCUUCAUGGUCAUUGCCUUCUGCAAGAGCUGUUGCAACGAACAUGUGCACAUGUUCACUAUCUGGCUGGGCUACAUCAACUCCACACUGAACCCCCUCAUCUACCCUUUGUGCAAUGAGAACUUCAAGAAGACAUUCAAGAGAAUUCUGCACAUUCGCUCCUAAGAGGGGCUAUAAGGGGAUGUAACAAAGUGACACUUACGAUGUCCCUGAAGAAAAUGGAUGGUGAAGGCCUGUGGGUUGCCAAGUACCUGGGUUUUCUGGAGUCAAAAGAAUAGUAUUAAAGGCUGGGUCAUUUGGAAAGUUCUUAGGCACCAUUGGAAGAACUGCAGAUGGCAGUGGUCAGCAGAGAAUGUACUUUGAGUACAAAGCAGAAUAUUUCCAAGAGAACUGAAUCUGGAUGAGUAUUCCUGCUCCUCAGGAAAUGUGGGAGCCUCAGACUCUCCUUGUAAUUCAAGCUUCCAGACUUGAGUUAAUGGGCAGUUGAAAGGACUCGUGGGUAGAGUUCCACUGGAGAUUUGAACUCUAGAGCCAUCCUGGAAUGGAUCUAUAUGACUGUGCACACAUGCAGAUAAAUGCUGUCCCUUUCCUGGGGUCACCUUGAGAGGCCUAACAGGUAUUCCACUGUGACUGCCACUCUCAGAAUGCCUCUCUUCUGAGCCUCUUUUACAGCUUUUUCCAGAACUAAUGUCUGAACUGCCCUAGAAAUUCUGCCUUAUUAUUUCUCAUUCACACGUCUCAGAAUUGAUAGGAAAUUAUGCAGCUCGCACACCCAUCGUUUUCAACCCCAAAUUCCUUUUAGCUAUUUUUUUUAAUGAUGAUGAAAGCUGCCCACAAAGAGAAAAAUAAAUUUUUAAUGGUUUCACAUUUAAAAAUUUUUUUUAAUGGAAUGAGAAAAGAAAGCUGUAUUUCUUGGGUGUUAUGCCAGGUUUAUCUAAUUAAAUCCCCAUCACACCCCACUACAGGAGGGUGGUGUAAUGAGCGAAGCAAACUGAGAUGCAGCAUGGUGAAAUAAGCUGCCCAAGAUCACAUAACUAGUUAUGUGAGACAGCUAGAAUGAAACCCUGUGGGGUUUCAGCUCAUCAUAACACAUUUUCUCCCCAAAGCAAAUCUCUCUCUCUCUCUCUCUCUCUCUCUCUCACACACACACACACACUCUUCCUGAGAGUGGUAGCAAUUCUCAAAAGAAUACAUUGUGAGCAGGAACAGCCAACAUAGAAUAUGUCUGUGGCCAUUGAAGAUGAUACUUUGAAGGGGCAGUGUGCUAUUUAUCUGUGAGUUUUGCUGUGUUUGUCCUAAAGUGGUCAUAUUCUUUUAGAAUCACAUCUCUCAAGUAAAAACUAGCAAAGGCAUGGAAACAUACAGAUUUACUUGAUGUUGACGUUACAAUCUGGUGGUGACUUAUAUUUUAAGACGAUGCUAAACUGUAAUAUGCGUAGCAAAUGGAGUGCCUGUACAAGCUGGCAUUUUGUGUCUUGUGUUCCUGUUUGCAUGAUCUGUUAAAGUGAGAGUUUGGUGUUUUUUACUUACUUAAAAUAUGAUAUUUAAAACUAUACUGCUACAAGUUUGACUUAUUUAAUUCUACUGUUCUGAGUCUCUUAAAUGAAGAUGUAUCGAAAGUACUGUCAAAGUUUACAAGAGCUCAUAUAGGGGUUCUCUUUGGUUUAUGAUCACAUUUGUAAAAGUCUUUAGAAAAGGACCUGCUUUUCCAAACUAGCUUCACGCUCACUCUGCUUUGCACAUCCCCAUAAGCUCUUCUGGCUCAAAACUGUGGGCGCUAAGGAGAUUUUAUCCUGGUGUUAGAACCUGCAGCUGGUCUGUUUCCAGGUUAGAAGCUGUUUCUCGGAAGACCUGUGAAUGCAUCCUUCACUGGGAUCCCUCAGGAACAAGGACCACCCAAAGAGACUGCUCUAUACAGACAAAUGGCUAAAUGCUCAUUAUUUAUGUUGAUGAACAGUUAAGGCGACUAGUGAAGAGAAAUGGUUUUGACCUCUGACUUUGGGUCAAAGGGACCUGGAUUUGAGUUGGACAAGAUCAAGAAAUGAUCCGUAUAAAUUGUCAGAGCCACAAAGAACAAGGUCCAUGUAUUAUUGUUGUUGUUGUUGUUGUUUUUAUAACGCUUGCAGUGUGGCUGGUACACAGAGGGUACUCAUAUGUAGUUUUCAGAUAUACUGAGAAUAUAC
This is a messenger RNA of Myotis davidii, 3607 nucleotides long. RefSeq names its product histamine receptor H1 (gene HRH1). Lineage: Eukaryota; Metazoa; Chordata; Mammalia; Chiroptera; Vespertilionidae. The transcript is spliced from 2 exons. Gene Ontology annotation, cellular component: membrane; dendrite. Bases 165 to 1589 code for a protein of 474 amino acids. Gene Ontology annotation, biological process: chemical synaptic transmission; G protein-coupled receptor signaling pathway, coupled to cyclic nucleotide second messenger; positive regulation of vasoconstriction. The record is from RefSeq and is a predicted model, not a curated record. Gene Ontology annotation, molecular function: histamine receptor activity; G protein-coupled serotonin receptor activity; neurotransmitter receptor activity.